Molecule: messenger RNA, 1575 nt
Organism: Ornithodoros turicata
Lineage: Eukaryota; Metazoa; Arthropoda; Arachnida; Ixodida; Argasidae
Product: tether containing UBX domain for GLUT4-like
Exons: 15
Coding region: 23-1474 (483 amino acids)
Biological process (GO): intracellular protein transport; glucose homeostasis
Cellular component (GO): nucleus; cytoplasm; vesicle membrane
Molecular function (GO): protein binding
Source: RefSeq, a predicted model, not a curated record
GCCACUAGGGCAUCCAUCCAAUAUGGCGGCUUCCGUGUCGCUUGUUGUGUUGUACCCGAAUGGUCGUCAACAAACCAUUAAAGCGGCCAAAAACACCAGCAUUUGGCAAGUUCUGGAAGAUGCCUGUAAGAAACAACAGUUGAAUCCUGCAGACUAUGAAUUAUAUCACCACAACAACAAGUUGAACCCAACCCUGUUGGUGUCACUCACAAACCUCCCCAACAAUGCCCAACUGGAACUGCGUGAGGGUCAAUGCCAAGGGUUGGACCAAGGGACUACAACCAUCUGCUUGCAACUGGAGUCAGGAGAACGGCUGACGGAGGAAUUUGUGCCAUCGAUUACACUCUGGGAUAUCCUCUCUUACUGGGAAAAGAAAGUGGGCCUUGCCAGACUGCGAGGACCUGUGGCAGGAGACCCUGUGUGUGUGUACAUGCGUCUUGAGAUUGUAGGCAAGAAAAACCUCCAGGAUACAACACUGAGGAAACUUGGCCUUAUUGGGGGAAAGGCAGUAGUCAGGCUUCUAUUUCGGCCAAGUCAAAUGAUGGGAGAACAGGCGCAUGUCAGUCGGACUUACACAGUGCCAUUCAAAGACCAUGAUGCUGUGCACAAUGUGGUGCCUACUGGACCAUCAACGAAAGACAUUUCUCCAGGGACAUCAACUGCUGUCCCUUCCAUCCAAAGAUCCAAAGAUCCUCUCGUAGUGGAACCAUCAAACAAAACCAUUUGUCAAGGGACAUCAGUUGAGGAGGUCAUUAAAAAGGAAGAUGUAUCAACAAGUGACCGAGAGAACCAGUUAAUAAUUCACGAAGAAGACAUCAAAUAUAUUGGAGAGAGAAAGGGCAUCCUUUUUGACCUGGAACAUUCCCUGCCUUAUACCAUGGAAGAGCCAGGGGAAGAAUUUUUCCAGUUGACCAUAGAAGAUGCCAAGUACCUGGCUGCAGACUAUCGCAGGCAGAGGAUGUUGCUGGAGGAACGACCACUGGAGACAGAUCAUCUGCGCCAUAUACGGGAGGUACAAAAAGCAAGAACAUACAGCAGUGCCUUGCUUCGAAUCUACUUCCCAAAUAGACUGGUCCUGCAGGGAACUUUCCUGCCCCAAGAAAGAGUGGCUGACGUCAUGGAUUUUGUGCGUGGUUUUCUCCAGCAUCCUAACCAGGACUUUUACCUCUACACGUCACCACCUAAGACAGUCUUGGAACCAGGCUGUACCAUAGUAAAUGCUCAGCUGGUACCGGCAGCAGUUGUCCAUUUUGGCAGCAAUCAUCCACUGCCUGAGGAACUGCUCAGAAAGGAGGUCAUGUCCAGGAUUUCCACACCUGGUGGAGCAUCUGUGGCUGCCGUCAGACUCUGGUCCAAGAGGAGCGUUCUAGAUGCGGACCCACAAGAAGUGGUACAAGCCCCUCCCAAGAUUUUGCCCAAAGUUUCUCCUGGGAAAACACCUAAAUGGUUCUCUAUGGGUAAAAAGACAAAAUGAAUUUGAAAUGACACAAUGCCAAAAAUUGUGUAAUUAAACAAACUUCAUUUGCUACGUGUGUGUAUUGCCUUCUAGAAGUAAAAAUAAAUAGACAGGACGGA